Sesamum indicum (sesame) is the source of this 2116-nucleotide messenger RNA. NCBI's taxonomy places the organism in Eukaryota, Viridiplantae, Streptophyta, Magnoliopsida, Lamiales, Pedaliaceae. The record is from RefSeq and is a predicted model, not a curated record.
CUUGCUUUCUCUUUUGUCUCAACGUCGUCGGUGGUGUUUGUUUGUGGGUGAGAGCUUUCUUGAGGUGGCAGUCAGUGAAAAAGAUGGGAACUUUUGUUAGUUUGUAUCAUUAAUGCUGUUGGGUUUCUGAUUAACUAUGUUUUUGUUUUGUUUGGGACAGCUCAUUUUGUGUUAACUGAAAGAAAUAGCGGAAACUCUCCAAUGUUUUCAUAGAGAUUUAGCUUGUUGUUGGUUGGUUUUUUUUAUUCUAUUCUGUCUCUGAUUUGGAUCCAACGGAACCAGAUUCUUGUUCUGUGAUAAAGAGAAUGCACGUGAAUGGAGAAUAUGGGAUUCUUGAUUAGGCUGGACUUUGGUCCGUGUAGGCUUGUCUUCUUUGAUUCUACUUUUAGGCUUUUCUGUUGCCCAUCUGCAGUAUAAUUUGGCCGCUAAGGAUUAGAUUCUUGGGAUGACUGGCAUGUAUCAUGGUGCGAUUUUCUCUGCAAAUGCAGGCGUCGGUGCAGUUUAGGCCACAGAACAGAGAUCUUGGGAUGGUAAUGAGGGAAGUGGACGAAGAUCUGGCUAUUUUCUUGGGGAUGAGGAAUGGUGAAAAGGAGAUGAACGAGCAUCUUCUUUUUGAGGAACCUCACGAGCUUCAUGUAUCAAUAGGUGCUGAGCCAAAACCAGAUAGUUUGGUGACCUUGAAUGCUUCUCAGACCGAGAUUGUUCCAAUUCCCGCUGAUGAUAAUUGGCUUCUCAUACAACCUGAUACCUCUUUCCUUCCUUCAGUUGAAGGGGAUGCGCAAGAUCCUGCGGCAACUCACACUGAAAUUUCCAGUGCUGAAAGCACUUAUUUGAAAUCUGAGCUGGAAAAUACCUGUGAAGAUUCUGCAUCACUGAGUGAGAGUUCAUUGCCACUAGUAACAUCCACUAGUGCAGGCUCUCCGGCUGCAGUGAACAAAAGGCCUUCAUCAUCAUCAGGGGGUCGGAAACCAACUCCUAGAGCAGCAACACCUACCGGACGACCAGCCUUGCCUGCAAAACCAAAGCCCUCUCGUGCUUCCACGCCUACUUCAAGAACCACAAUACCUUCUUCUAAACCGACAGCUGCUCACGCAAGGUCACGUUCUUCUACUCCUACUUCUAGACCCUCCAUACCAAUCAUUUCAAAGUCUGGAUCGAGGUCUGCAACACCUACACGUAAACCAGCCACUCCAUCAACCACAUCCCGCAUAUCCGCUCCUGACCGAUCUUCAUCAGGGAGUUCAAAUGGACUGAAAAAUCCAGCGCCAUCUCGUGGAACUACUCCAACCCCGAAAUCUAGGCCAUCAAAACCCUCAGAGAUUCUCUCUUUAUCUCAUGAUGCCCCUCAAAAUGCAAAAGCAUCCAUGCCCAGAAGGCCAGCGUCUGCAUCUAGAGGAAGGCCGAGUUUACCUGCUACUCAUGCAUCUUCUUCCAAUGGGAAACCAAGACAAAAGUCAUGCUCGCCUGCCAAAGUACGAGCUCCUAUUAGUUGUGCUCAGAAAACAGGGAUCAAGAUGCUAUCAAAAAGUCGAGGAUACAGCAAUGAGGGAGAUGAUGUUAACCCUGUAUUGAUCGGUACGAAAAUGGUUGACAGGGUAGUAAACAUGCGGAAACUAGCUCCACCAAAACAAGACGAAUAUGUUGCUCAUGAAAAUCCCAAGAAAUCUUCCCAAGAGAAUUCGGGCUUUGGGAGAUCCCUCUCAAAAAAGUCACUCGAUAUGGCUAUUAGGCACAUGGAUAUUCGCAUUCCUGAGAAUUUACGGCACAUAGCAACGGUUUCUGCCAAUGGCGUUCGGUCGAUUUCUACUAAGAGCAGUUCUGUUGGUGUUUCAGGAUCUCCUCUCACAUCAAGCUGUGAUAGCUCCAAGUCCAGCAUCUGAAUUAACUCCCAUUUCCUCAAUGGGGCUGAGAUGUAUGGCUGAUAUAGGCUAUUCAAAUAUUGCAUCUGGACAUGUUAUUUUUGUGUAUGAUCCUUUGCAAUAUUAGUAUUAUUACAGCACUACUGUCUUUUAGAUUGAACUGUGUGUAACUAAUGUAAAAAGAACUGAAGGACUUGAUUUUGUCUAUUGCAGAAUUUGCAGGUCCCUGUUUGAAAUUUCAAAUUGUAGUUUAAAUA